AUGACACCCUCAUUUCACGAAGCCAGAAAUAAGCAUUCAGCUGCCAAACCGCCGCCUAGCAAAGAACGAACACCCUUCCAAGAGCAACUUGCUAAAAAUCCUUAUGCUUUCGCCCUCACAAUGCCCGUCCGUCAAUGUUCCGUAACGCAGCUCUCACUCCCCAGUUUCUUCCUCCAAGAAUUCACCGUAAUGGCGCAUCCUACCACCGGACUCCCCUGGCACGUCCCUCGAAGUCUCACAUCCCCAUUCUCCUCCAAUCCCAAACUGGCCGACGACGACUCUUCCCCUUCCCACACUCCCUCCUUAGGGUCUACCUCUUAUGUGGCCAUGCGCCAACCUCUCUUCCAAUCACUCUUCAAAAAAGGAUCAGGAUACGCAGGAGCUUACAAGAAAUUUGGAUUACCAAAUGCGAAGAGUCUUGCGAGGAAACGCAUCAUGUUAAGCGCGGUUUGGAGGUCGGAUAUGGAUACAUUUUUGCUGGAAUUGAUGCGAAGGAGGACGGCAGAAAUGCUGAAGUACUUGUGUAAGAAGGAUGAGAAGUAUAUACACCAGUGCGUGAAUUGGGAAAGAGUGGAUUUCAGUCCACAAGUAGGAUGUGUUUUGUGGAUGGGACAGAAGGUCGCCUCGGGAUCGGGAGAAGAAACGGAAGAGUCCCAAGAACAAGAGCAAGAAAUCCCACCAGGAGAAUUCGAAACGAGGAGGAUAGGGCCUGGGGGGAGGAAACUUGUGCCGGUGUUUAAUAUGAGGACGAUGAUGGGAAAAGAGUGGGUUGAGAAGAUGAGAGAGGGGAAUAAGAUUUUCGGGAACCAGAUUUUGGUUGUGAAACAUAAGAAUGCGACGAAGGAGAUACAGAUGAAAUUGUGGAAGUUGCAAGGGUAUGUUGCUACGUUUGGAGGAAUGCCUGCUAUGCAGUCGUCCAAAGUGGCGAAAGCGAAGGGUAUCAACUUCGUGUCGACAAGUACGGCCGGGAACUCUAAAUCAUUUACACCAGGGGGAAAUUUCAAAGCUUUUCGUUAA
Sclerotinia borealis F-4128 is the source of this 1017-nucleotide messenger RNA. NCBI's taxonomy places the organism in Eukaryota, Fungi, Ascomycota, Leotiomycetes, Helotiales, Sclerotiniaceae. The record is from the annotation of a GenBank genome assembly.